This is a messenger RNA of Nematolebias whitei (Rio pearlfish), 3290 nucleotides long. Its product is annotated as coiled-coil domain-containing protein 136. Gene Ontology annotation, cellular component: acrosomal membrane. Gene Ontology annotation, biological process: single fertilization; acrosome assembly. The record is from RefSeq and is a predicted model, not a curated record. Lineage: Eukaryota; Metazoa; Chordata; Actinopteri; Cyprinodontiformes; Rivulidae.
CCCGUGUGCUCGUCUCCUGCAGCAGAGGUGGGCGUGAGGAGCUUCUGACCCUCUCUGUCGUGUCUGCAGCUCCGGAGGAGGAGGAGGAGGAGGAGGAGGAGGAAGAGGGGCGGACAUGGAUGGACUGCGUUUACCUCCACUCAUUGAGGAGGCUCUGGACUCUACAGAUGACCCCAGUGAUCUGAAGGCCGACAGCAGCCCCACCACAGAAAACGAGAUAACAGCCAAGGAGCGAGGCGUCCUGGAGAACAACGAGAAGGAGGAGAUGGACCGCGAAAGAUCUCCGGAGGACGAGGGGGAAGAGAAGAAGCUGAAGGAGGAGGAGGAUGAGGGCGAGGAGAAGAGGAUGAUGGAGCAGGAGGUGCUAACAGAGGAGCAGGAGCUGGAGGAGCUGAAGGCCCAGGUACUGCAGCUGCUGCUCGAGCUUGAAGAGGCCAGAGAGACGUCCAACAAACACCAGGAGAGUUUCCACGAGCUGCAAGCCCAGCUGCGCUCUGUGCAGGAGGAGAUGAACAGCCUGGAAGAGGAAAAGGAGAGCGAGCUAACCGAGGCCCAGGAGGAGCUGCGUACGGCCCAGGAGGAGGUGCUCCUGCUGCAGCAGGCGGCCGAGGAGGCCGCCGCCGAGCGGGAGAACGACAUUGCGUCGCUGCAGGAGGAGCUGUGUCGCCGGCGGGCAGAGCUGCAGCAUCUCACUGAGGAGACCCAGGAGUACGAGCUGGAGAUCACCACUCUGAGGGCAGAGAUCAGCAUGAAGAGCCAGCGCAGGGAGGCUGAGAGGAGAGAGGGUGACGUGAGCCUGCUGAAGGAGGAGUGCCGCAUGCUGAGGGAGGAGUGUCAGACCCUGAAGGAGGACAACAGACGUCUCUCUGAGAGGCUGCAGCUGCUGCAGAGACAGAGGACAUGCUCCAGCGUCUACCUGUCACUGAAAGAGGAGGACACGAUGGAGGGCACAGAGGUCGGGGAGACGAAGGUGUCCUCAGACGAGGUGAUGACAGAGAGCUACAUGACCAUGGCUCAGUCUGAGAACUGUCACCUGGUGGACGCCUCCAUCCAGAAGAACAUCUCGUUCGAUGGGAAGCCGGUGACGCCUACAAGCUGGAACGGGGGCAUCAGUGAGAUCCUAUCUCUGAGAGACCAGCUGAAGCAGGCCGAGGAGAAGGCCUCCAAGGUUCAGAGAGAGUGUGACGGUUUGAAGAUGGAGCUGAAGGAGCUGCAGGUAUUGUACGACAGCAGCCAGAGGGAGAGAGCAGAGCUGGAGGAGGAGCUGCAGCGCUGCAAGGCAGAGCUGGAGAAGCUGUCAGGGGGGGCUCAGAGAUUCAUCCAUCCGUCUGAGCACCCUGUUCUCUCCAUCCCCUUCAUAGGAAUGAUUAUAAUUGUGGCUGUGGUCUGGUGCUGGUUGUCGGAGCUGGCGUCCCAGAGAGCAAGGGGAGUGAGGUAGGUUGGAACUCCAUUGUGACUCUUACUGCAGCCACUGCACUCAUGCUAGCCAUGGCUAGCUUCCUGAGAGCCUUCGUGCGAUGUUGACUGGAUGGGAAACAGCUGCACGCGGGUGGACGUCUGCUUCAGACCAGCCUUCGUUCUCUCCCACCACGUCCAUAGACUAAACAGGAAUUAUUUAAAUGUGAUACAACUGGUGACAGUGGUAGAAAACAUGUGAAUGGGUUAAGUCUAAUGAGUCGGUACCAAAGGCGCACACAGACGGAGAACGAUGCAGACAGAAAGCACUGACGACAAUGAGCUGACCUUCAGCCCACGUAUGGAGUUAUUAUGUCUAAUAAAUGUAUUGUGAGGUGUCAUUUGUCUUCUGGUCAACAAACAUGAUGUUUUUCUCUUUUAACAAUGUGACAAUAUGAAGGUCUGACUUGUUAAUGCUCACUAAACAGACUUAAUUUAAUUUAGCUAUUUUUAUUUAUUCUAUUGGUUGAAUUUUGCUUGAUUAUAGUGACAGAUGUUCAGGACGCUGAGUUCGCUGAAAAUAAACAUGUAAAACUUUCAGAAAAUGAGCUGUUAGAGAUCAGAUACUUAUCACAGAUCAAGACAUUUGUUUUACGCAGACCUUCCUUUAGAUUUUGAUUCAUUUAUUUAAAACAUACAAAUAACUGAAUCCCUGACAAUCCUUGCUGUAAUGCAACCUCUGAUAUAUGAAGUCAUCCUUUUAUUAGUAACUAAUGUACAGGGACAUUUUUAUGAUCUAACUUGGUAUCUUCAGUCUUUUAGAAAAAGUUUUUUUUAACAACUCUGGGGGGCCCAAAUGAGCGCUGUGGACAUCUUUUCUUACAUUUCAGCUCCAUGUCAACUAGAUAUUAUAUUUCUGUUGGUAUUUAAUUGGCUUAUUCUUCUGAGAUGAAUGUAGAAAAUGGUUCUUCAGCUUUCUCAUGGUACACAGUUUGAAUGGACCGCCAGUUGUUUUUUGUAAAAUACGAACAAACUUGACUGAUUUCUUUCCACAGAUGAAAUAAAUCUGAUUUAUGGACACGGUUGGUUUGUUUGAGGGUUCAAAAUGUGUAAAUAGGAAGACGUCACAAGAAAUAUUUGAAGCAUUAAUUGCAUUUUAUGUGUUGAAGGAAUCUGUUUACAUUUGUGAAAUGUUCUUUUUUGUGACAGUUUUUUAGAGGUUAAACAAGCAUGGUAGAAAAUGUAGAAGUUCAGUAUUUAUGUUGGUUCUGUGCUACUUUGUAUUCAUGUAAAUAGACGUGACAUAAAGCACUUAUGGGAGAAAUAAUGUUCUUAAGUCCAUUUGUACUAGCUUUGUAGAAAGUUUACUCUAUUUUGACAGAGUGUCAUAUAUUUGAUAACCAAAUUCUAAGCUAUGUUUAUUUAUGGGGACUUUAUUCAUUAUUAGUAUUUUAAAUCAUUUUCUCUACCCCCACCCACCCGUGUUCAAACACCAUGUAACCAUUUAAACUGGUGCUGACACUAGUUGCUGGGAAACACAAAAUAACUCAUUUUUUCACUUGGCUGAGUUUUAGAAAUAAAACCGAACAUUUCUCUCAGACAUUUAUCAUUCAACUGAACCUUAACAAGCAUUCCACGUGUGAGCAUAAACACUGAGGAUGUGCCACAAGACCAAUUCACAGUAGGAAGUGAAGCCCUAAAAAUAUUGUACAAGUAAAAACUUCUUUAUUUCUGAGUUUAUUUUAGAGCAUCAUUUCAGAAGGCUCUAUGUCGCACCGUGUUUCAAAGCUUGCUGCUUUACCUGUCUGCAUUGUUGUUUUCAAUAUAUCUGUGACUAUUUUGUUACUUGGAGGUCUAUUUUGCACUGCAAAUGACUUGAGGAAAUAAAUAUAUCC